UUCCCUUUUCUUUAAAUUUGGAUGAAAGCAUGUCAAACAACAACAAAAAGGUCCUCUCCAUGCUCGUCUGCUACUUCCAUGCUGACUUGAGGAAGGUGAUGGUGGAGCAUUUGGGGUCCUUAGAGGUCGUGAAGGUGAACGCUGCCAACCUUGAGAGGUUGCUCUGUGAUUUCUUCAAGCAAAAUAACAUCCCUUGGAAAAAUCUUGUGAGCAUGUUGAUGGACUCAUGUUCCGUCAUGAGGGGCAGCAAGACCGGUCUUGAGACAAGGAUCCACCAGUACUGUCCAACCCUGCUAGACAUUGAUGGAGACUCCUGUCACCAUAUCCACAAUGCAGCAAAGAAGUUUGCAGAGCCCUUUGACCACUACCUGGAGCAGCUGUUCAGUGAUCUCCAAGUAGACCAUCAAUGGUGUCCAGACCAGGUGAUGCACCUCAAGGAGGUAUGUCUCAUGUUAGAUGUCCCCGCCUCUAGCCCUCAAAGGGGCUUUGUACCACAUCGUUGGCUGUCUGCAUAUGAUGCCAGCAUGGCGACCCAUGCCAUGAUGCCAGCAUACAAGGUCCUCUACUUUGGCUACCUCUCCACUGCAGACAAGGAGCUGUACAGAGAGCCCUUGGAACUAAUUUACACAAAGUACAGUGUUAAUCAGGCGGCAAGAGCCAGAAUCAGGACGAUGCAUGAGGAACUCAACCGUAAAGGCAUGACUCCGCAAGGCCGGGAAAGAAAAAAGAGGGUCUGUCAGAAGCUGUGGCAUGAGGAGACAACAACAGUACUACAACUCAGUAUCUACAAGGGCCCUGUCUGCUCUGGACCCACUUCUGAGAGGCCACUCACAGGCAACCAUACAGCUGAAGAGGCUGAGUGGUAUGCUGGGGCACCUCUUGCCAGCAGGUCACGACGUCCAUAGAGAGCUCCUGCUGUUCAAUGUUGACCUGAGCAUUCCCAGUUUCAAGGAGGGAGAUAGCAUGGUGGAGUGGUGGGGUACUGUCUUUGACAAGCCAGACAAGUAUCCAACCCUCAGUGCUUUGGUUAAAUGCUGCCUCUCCAUCUUUCAUGGACCAAGAGUGGAGUCCUCUUUUAGUUUGAUGAACAAUGUAAUUGAUCAAAGGAGUGGCAACAUGAAUGUAUCGACAUUUAAUGCAAUCCAGACAGUCAAGUACACCCUACAGUCCAGGAAGAAGACAGCUGUGGAGCUCUUCAGAAGGGAGGAUGCAAAGUUUGGGGAGGUGGACCGAACACUCUGCAAGAACAUCAACUCUGCAGCAGCCACAUACACAC
Molecule: messenger RNA, 1276 nt
Organism: Notolabrus celidotus (New Zealand spotty)
Lineage: Eukaryota; Metazoa; Chordata; Actinopteri; Labriformes; Labridae
Exons: 5
Coding region: 30-905 (291 amino acids)
Source: RefSeq, a predicted model, not a curated record